CACUCUUUCUCUUCUUUAAGGAUCGUUUUGUAGUAGCGUAGAGAGAGAAGCGAUUUUAUCACAAAAAUGGAAAAGAAAUUAGCUCUUUUGCUUGGGAUUUUACUGUUAUUGCCUGUGGCUGAUUUCUCUGGCGCUGCUUUGCAGGUGAAAGCGAAUGAAACAAGUGAUUCAGAUCCCCAAACUUUAUCGGGUUUGGGAAAUACAGAAACUUCAAAUGGUAAAUUGAGUUCUGCUGUGAAUCACGCAGAAGAUGACAGAGUAAAGAAAGAUAGAGACGGUGUUGAGACUGGUUUGGAAAAUAAGGCCAAGUUGAGUGGGAAAACGAAGUCGAAAAAAGUUCUCAAUGCGCAAAAAACUAAGGACGGAUCAGCUGAUCAGGAGAACAAGAAUCCACAUGACAAAGUUGUGAUAAAGGAAGUGCUUGAGAGAGAAGAAAAUAAAGAUCAAGUGGGUAAAUCAAAGAGGGAUUUAGAUAAUGAGGGUGAUAGGAAUUCUAGUCAAAAGGGUCCAGAAAGAGAUUACAAUACGAAAAAGGGAAUUGGGGGAUCGGGAGAUGGCGAGAAUAAGAAGCCAGAUGAGAGUGUUAGGCCGAGGGAAGAGCAUGAGAAGGAAGGUGAUAAAGAUCAAGUGGAAGGCUUAAACGGUGAUGUUGAGAAUAGUAAGGAUACGAGCAAUUCGAGUAGGCAAACCGAGUUGGAAAAUGAUAGUGUUGGAAAUGGAGGAUCAAUUGAUGACAAGGGGAAGCAAAAUGCAGGGGUUGGAGCGGAGAGAGUUUCAGAGGAGGACGGAAAUAAUGGAGAUGGUGUCACUUCGGAUCCGGAAAAGAAGGAGGGUUCUAGCGGUGAUGAAUGUUAUUCUUCUAUUAGAUGCACUGACCAGGAGAAAAAAAUGAUUGCCUGUUUGAGAGUCCCAGGAAAUGAAUCUCCGCACCUUUCUCUUCUAAUUCAGAACAAGGGUAACGACUCUAUCACUGUCAACAUUUCUGCUCCAGAUUUUGUUCACCUAGACACAACUACGGUUCGAAUUGGCAAGAAAGAAAACAAGAAGGUUGAGGUUUCUAUCGGUAAUGGAGGAACUGACAGCUUGAUCAACUUAACAUCGGGGAAUCGUGUUUGCAUCCUCGAUUUCAAGGAUCUGAUCACGCAGAGUUCUUCUCCCAACUUCAAGUACCUGAACCUCCCGGCACGGAGGCCUACCAUUGCAUUUUUGUCCUUCUCUGCACUGCUGAUUAUGGUAUCUGCUUGGAUGUUCCUUAGCUUCCGUAGGAAGAAGCUAUUGAGCAACGGCUAUGCAUAUCAGAAGGUGGACAUGGGGUUACUAGUUUCGAGUGGCAUAAAACAGAGGUUGAAAGAUAAUGACGGAUGGGAUGAGAAUUGGGGUGAUGACUGGAACGACGAGGAGGCUCCCCGGACACCCUCAAAGCCUUCUCCGAGCCUCUCUUCUAAACGCCUUGCCUCGCGAAGAUUGAGCAAGGAAACUUGGAAGGACUAGUUUGCGUUUAGAUUGAAGAUCGACUGUUAUGGAGUAAAAAAAUAAUAACAACAACAAAGGAAGAGAUAAUGAAUGUAAUUUUUUUUUUGGGGGUUUCUUUCAAGCAGAAAAUAAAUCUAUACUUGUAGCAAGCUAUAUAGUUUUAACUUUGAUUGUGGUGUA
Morus notabilis is the source of this 1653-nucleotide messenger RNA. RefSeq lists its product as uncharacterized. The transcript is spliced from 5 exons. The record is from RefSeq and is a predicted model, not a curated record. Bases 67 to 1491 code for a protein of 474 amino acids. NCBI's taxonomy places the organism in Eukaryota, Viridiplantae, Streptophyta, Magnoliopsida, Rosales, Moraceae.